This is a messenger RNA of Brassica rapa (field mustard), 956 nucleotides long. RefSeq lists its product as uncharacterized. The record is from RefSeq and is a predicted model, not a curated record. Lineage: Eukaryota; Viridiplantae; Streptophyta; Magnoliopsida; Brassicales; Brassicaceae.
CUUACGGUUGGCGAUUUACUUGUUAAGGAUCAGGUAAGCUAUGCAUCCUACCUUACUAAACACUCGUUACCACACAUUUAUGCUGCAUCAUUGAUAUUCCUUCUUAUCAGGAGUUCAUCGAGGCAACCAAGGAGCCUGGUAUAUAACAUUUGUUGUAGCUAAAUUUGAUGGUAUCCUUGGUCUUGGAUUUCAAGAGAACUCUGUUGGGAAACGCCGCUCCUGAUUGGUACAACAACAUGCUCAAGCAAGGCCAUUUUGGCUUAACCCCAUAAUGCUGAGGAUGAAGAAGGUGGUGAACUUGUAUUUGGAGGUGUUGAUCCAAAUCAUUUCAAGGGAAAAUAUACUUAUGUCCCUGUGACACAAAAGGUUUCGACAUGGGUGAUGUUCUCAUUGGCGGUGCCCCCACUGACUCAACCGAAGAAAAUCUGCUCGCAGAUUGGUCUGUGCACUUUUGAUGUAUGUGGCAUUGAGUCGGUAAUGGACAAGGAAAACGCCAAAUCUUCUAAUGGUGUCGGUGAUGCCGCUUGUUCUGCAUGUGAGAUGGCAGUUGUUUGGAUACAGAGCCAGUUGAGGCAGAACAUGACUCAUCAACAAGCUUCCAUUACAGCACCUUUGAUAUUAUCUGUUGCUACCAUUCUUGUCCUGAUCCUGUUUAUUUGCUACCGUUGUUGGUUAUCCUGGACAGCUAUGCAAGCGUCUUCCCAUCCCAAUGGGAGAGUCUGCAGUGGACUGUGCUCAACUCUCGACCAUCCCCACGGUUUCGCUCACCAUUGGAGGCAAACUCUUUGAUCUUGCUCCAGAGGAAGUACGGCUGAGAACAUGAUUCAUAUUUUGCAUUCGUCAUUUGAAUAUUAUCACCAUUGCCAUUCUAAUAAUGUCUCGGUGCUGUGAUGAUGUGAACAGUAGUUUCAUGUAUAUUUUCGACAAUUUCGAAUAAAUAAUCAACAGUUAAAUCA